AUGACCCAAUUACAUGGAAAGUGGGAUCUAUCAUUCUUAAGAGUUUUUGAUUUUUGUGAUGAGAUUAAAAGAAGAAAUGUAGGAAGUCAUACACAGAUUAAAUUGAUAGAGUUGGAGGGUAAACAACAUUUUCAGCGAAUGUUUAUUGCUUUUGGGGCUAGUAUUCAAGGUUUUUUAAGAGGGUGUCGGCCAUAUGUCGGUUUAGAUGGAGCUCAUCUUAAGGGUAAAUUCAAAGGGAUUAUUGUUUCUGCAAUUGCAUUGGAUGGAAACAACUCAAUGUUUCCAGUUGCAUAUGGUGUGGUUGAGUCAGAAAAUGCAGAAAGUUGGGAAUGGUUCUUGGUAGCUCUCAAGGAAGCUAUAGGUUGUCCUAAUGGUUUGGUUCUAUCCAGUGAUAGGCAAAAAGGCUUAGAUAAGGCCCUUCUAGCUGUCUAUCCUACUGCUGAACAUCGUGAAUGCAUGCGUCACUUAUAUAGUAACUUCAAGAAACGAUUUCGAGGAGAUAUUUUGAAGAAACAUCUAUGGGGAGCAGCUAGGGCAUAUACAAGUUCAGCAUUUCAAUACCAUAUGGAAAGGGUGCAGAUGGCAGAUAGUAGAGUGGUUGAUUACUUAAGAGAAAAUCAUGGUCAUGUAUGGAGCCGCUCUUUAUUUGGAAUAGAUGCUAAGUGCGAACAAGAAACCAAUAAUAUCUCUGAGACUUUUAAUUCUUGGAUCAGUAAAGAAAGGAAUAGACCGGUGAUAGAUAUGAUGGAUGCCAUAAGGCAGAAAAUAAUGAUUAUGAUGAACAAAAGAAGAAGAGAUGCAGCAAAAUGGUCAACAAAGCUUGUACCGGGAGCAACUAAGCAUAUCAACAAUUUGACCAAGGAUCUUGGAAUUUAUAAAGUGUUGAGGUGUAGUGAUGAGCAAGCGGAGAUAGAAGGGCCUAAUGCUAGAUGUGAUGUAAGCUAA
Ananas comosus (pineapple) is the source of this 945-nucleotide messenger RNA. RefSeq lists its product as uncharacterized. NCBI's taxonomy places the organism in Eukaryota, Viridiplantae, Streptophyta, Magnoliopsida, Poales, Bromeliaceae. Gene Ontology annotation, biological process: DNA transposition. The record is from RefSeq and is a predicted model, not a curated record. The transcript has 3 exons. Bases 1 to 945 code for a protein of 314 amino acids. Gene Ontology annotation, molecular function: DNA binding; transposase activity.